CAAAGAGCUGUCCCUCUUUAAUCUUUAAACUCUCCCUGGGACCGACCAGCACAUUUGCCAUAGCUCCAGCUAUUGCAGUUUCCAAAACACCAAAAAAAAAAAAAAAGAAAACAGAACAUACUUUGCUUUGCUCCUCAAAAUCCGACUUCUCCUAUCCCUUCAUAUAUUAUUUUCAACCAACAAAAAAGAAGCCCAACUCUUCUCUCCUCUCACUUUUUUCCUUCCAAUUCUUAACCAAAAACCAAGGUAGCAUGGAACUUAUUCUUGAAUUUGUGUUUACUGUUUCUCUUUCUUUUAUUCUUUCCUUCAUUCUUGCUAAGCUUCUUUCUUUGUCGUCUAUCAUUGAUCAACGUCUUGAGGCUGUGUCAAGAUCAUGGAUGGAAGUCACAACUAAAUCAGAAAAAUAUGUUCUUCAAUGUGAAAAGGAACUUGGGUCUGUUUCAGAAGUUGUAAAAGUUGAUGCAUUAGGUGAAUCUGUGGAAGAAAAGAGUACUCUUGAAGAGUCUUUGAAUGGUAGUUAUGGAUCAACAAAACUAACGGAGGAAACUAUGGAAGAAAUUAGUUGUGGUGAGGAGAAUUUUGUUAAUGAAACCACUGAGAUAGAACUAGCUGAAGAGGGUGAAGAAGAGAUUGAGGUUUUGGAGUGUGAAAAAGAGAAUGAAGGAGAUUGCUUAAAGGAGGGCUUAUCUGAUGAGGAUGAUGAUGAUGAUGGUGAUUGGGAGGAAAUUGAAAGAACCGAAUUGGAGAAGGAUUUUAGUGCUGCAGUGUGUUUUUUGGAGUGUAGAAGUAGAGCUGAUCAAACUUUGAAACUUGGCAAUAAUGUAAAGAUGCAAUUGUAUGGACUUCACAAGAUUGCCACUAAAGGGCCUUGCCAUGAGCCUCAGCCUAUGUCAUUGAAGUUGUCUGCUCGUGCAAAAUGGAAUGCCUGGAAAAGACUUGGGAACAUGAGUCCAGAAGCGGCCAUGGAGCAGUAUAUCACCCUUCUUUCAAGAAGCAUCCCUGGGUUGAUGAAAGAUGACAUUUGGGAGGAUGGUAAACAGUAUUCUGCAGAUCUCAAAGCAUCAUGGAAACUGCCUUUGGAUGUAAAAACGAUGCCAGCAAAUCAACCAAUAGCUGUAGAUUACAGGACUUUUAAUGAAUCAAAGGCGCGCAUUUAAAGUUUUGACAGGACAAGAUCUGCUGUUUACACACCUGGAAUAAGGAAAGGCAACUGGAUCAUUGCAUCCUAUGCCGGUUUGCUCUUCAUCAACCAGCUUUCAUCUCAGAAAUCUCACAGCUUCAAACAACCAUGGAUAAGGAAUUUGCUUAAAGAACAAUUGUCAGGAGCUUCUGCUUAGUAAUAUCCAAAAUAUAUAUUACAGUGCUAAUAAUCAACUAACACUGUAUUUGUACAGCUUUCAGCUUUGUGAAUUUUUCUUUUUUUUUGUUUGAGUUGGGAUGUACAGCUUUCAGCUUUGUGAUAUUCAUAUUUCUCAUGUUUUUCCAUUUCUGGACCAAUUUUUUCCUUUUUUUUAUUUUAUUUUAUUUUGAGAAAUGGAGAUUCUAACCGGUUCAUUGAA
Molecule: messenger RNA, 1559 nt
Organism: Durio zibethinus
Lineage: Eukaryota; Viridiplantae; Streptophyta; Magnoliopsida; Malvales; Malvaceae
Biological process (GO): fatty acid metabolic process
Molecular function (GO): fatty-acyl-CoA binding
Source: RefSeq, a predicted model, not a curated record